This is a messenger RNA of Polyodon spathula (Mississippi paddlefish), 1476 nucleotides long. RefSeq names its product glutathione hydrolase 1 proenzyme-like. NCBI's taxonomy places the organism in Eukaryota, Metazoa, Chordata, Actinopteri, Acipenseriformes, Polyodontidae. Gene Ontology annotation, molecular function: glutathione gamma-glutamate hydrolase. The record is from RefSeq and is a predicted model, not a curated record. Gene Ontology annotation, cellular component: plasma membrane. Gene Ontology annotation, biological process: glutathione catabolic process; regulation of inflammatory response; peptide modification. Bases 1 to 1350 code for a protein of 449 amino acids. The transcript has 10 exons.
AUGUCCCAUGUUGGCUACUUGUGUGGACUGUCUAUAGCUAUCCCAGGUGAGAUACGGGGCUACCAGAUGGCACACCAACGUCAUGGCAGGUUACCAUGGAAACAGCUUUUCCAACCUAGUAUUGAACUGGCGAAGAACGGGUUCCCAAUCAGCAAGGCUCUGGCAAAAGCCAUCAUCGAAACCAAGACAGAAAUCGAGGAAGACAUUUCCCUAUGUGAAGUAUUUUGUAACUCGGAGGGAAAAAUCCUGAAGAAAAAUGACAAAAUUGCAUUUCCGAAGCUAGCAGAAACCUACAGAAUUAUAGCCGAGGAAGGCCCUGACGCUUUUUACAGUGGAUCUCUGGCACAGCAGAUAGUCAAGGACAUUCAAGCGGCAGGUGGGAUUAUAACUCUGGAGGACCUCCAAAGCUAUCGUCCUGAACUGACAGAGAAUCCUCCACAAAUCAAUAUCGGAGAAUAUAAAUUGCGCGUCCCAGGCGCCCCCUCCGGUGGUCCUGUACUUGGGCUCAUCCUAAACAUACUGGAUGGAUAUAACUUCUCCAAAGACAGCGUGUCGACCACAGAGAAGAAGACCCUCUCAUACCAUCGGAUCCUGGAAGCUUUCUGGUUUGCAUACGCCAAGCGAAGCAUGCUGGGAGACCCGCGCUACGUCAACAUCACAGGUCUCUUACACAAUAUGACCUCUGAUUAUUUUGCUGAUGAUAUAAGGAGUAAAAUCUCAGACAACAUGACCCACCCUGUCCAGUAUUACGGUCCAGUUUUCUACAUUCCUGAUGACCAUGGGACCUCACACCUCUCCAUAGUAGCUGAAGAUGGGAGUGCAGUGGCAGCUACGAGCACCAUCAACCGAUACUUUGGGUCGCAUGUCCGCUCCCGAACGUCUGGUAUUCUAUUUAAUGACGAGAUGGAGGAGUUCAGUUCACGCUUCUUUGAAAACAAUAAUGGGAUGCCUCCUGCACCCAACAACUUCAUCCAGCCGGGUAAAAGACCCCUGUCCUCCAUGUGUCCGUCCAUUGUGUUUGACAAAAACAACAAAGUCAAGAUGGUAGUGGGUGCUUCUGGGGGAACAAGAAUCAUCCCGGCAACAGCACUGGUAAUAUUGAAUGCACUGUUUUUUGACUACGAUGUGAAUAAGGCUGUAACAGAACCCCGAAUGUACAUCAAGUUCCUGCCCAAAAUCGCAGAGGUGGAAAAGGACAUGGACAAGAAUAUAAUUGAAGAGCUUAACCUUAAGAAGCACCAGAUAAACGAGACUACCCUUGAUUCGGUGGUGCAAGCCAUCGUGCGACAGGGCAACAUACUGGACGCAGAGUCGGACUACAGGAAGGGGGGAAAACCUGCAGGCUUCUGAAGACCCUCUCACUGGCUCAGCUGCAGAACGAUAGGUUGCGGAUGCAACCCCGGUUCCCUGAAAGAGAAAAUAACCAUCAAGGAUGGGAUAUUGCCCCCAGGCGGCAGGAUUUAGUUGAGCUUAUGU